AUGCAUAAUAAUAACAAGGAUAGCAUAUUAGAAGAAAAUUCAUGGCAGAUUGAUAAUAGGAACGAUCCUAUCUUUGGGCAGGAUUCAAUAGAAAUUACAGCAGAAGAUCUAUACAAUCAGUCUGAUCUAACAGAACGUAUUCAGGAUGUAGAAAAGAGAUUUAGUACUUCAUCUAUUACAACUUCGUAUUUUUCAAGUGAGCGAUUUGAAUAUCCUGCUGUAUAUAGAGUAUUGUUUAUGGGCGCAGCAGAACAAGAGGUCAAAAAGAGGUUACUAGAAAAGCUAGGGCAAGGAUUUAUCCAUGUAUUAUUGGAUAAACAGAGAGUGUGGGGAGAUCAACCGAUUGCUCCAUUUAGGGAGAUUAAGCACAACCUUGUUCCAUUAAACAACUACUACUUGGAUCAAAGGAUCCUGUCUGCGAGCUAUGAAGAAUAUGGGGUCUCCAUUAUUGAAGCCGAUUUCACUUGGACCUCGACCGCAGCUGAAUGUUCAGAUGAUCCAGCGCAACUCUUGCUUCAUUACGCUUGGAAGCAAUGCCCUAAUCCUUAUGAGCUACCUUCUGCUCACCUCGGUAAUGAUCUGCCAUCUGAAUUUCAAGGCACCAUGUGUCCUGACAAGACGCCAAAUGGGAUUGACCUUUGUGUUUAUAUCUAUGACGACGAAAAUGACGAUAGAACAAGACGUGACAUGCAAUUGUUGUACAAGAUUCGAAAAUUAGGCAUUUAUGUUUUACCCCUGACCCUGUCCAGGUCAGAAGAGAUCAAGAGUUACUUUGCAAAAGUUUUGACACAGUAUCAGGUGCCCUGUCUCGAUCUCAGUACCAUCCAGAUCGGACAACAACCUUCAUUCCUUCAGUACAAGAAGGCAGCAACUGCAGACAGACUGAGUCGAAUUCAAGAAAUGGAAUGUAGAGAACAGCUGAAUCGACGACCGGCCGUAGCAAGUUAUCAAAUAUUGGCAGUUGAUCAGUUUUGUGCGAUAGAGAAUACGAGUAUUUUGGAACUACUGAAGCGAACGAGAGAUCGAGAAGUGGAAAGAGACGAGAAUAAACGACAGGAUUAUAGAUCGCUACUGCCAUCAGCUACAAAUAGUGUAGAGAGUGAAGAAGUACAAAAAGAGCCAGUCGAUACAACGCGGUCAGACAGAUACCCUAUGAUUAGCAUGCUUAUAAUCGCAGUAUUGGGCAUCCUGUGCGCAGUUUAUUUUGCUUCGUUCAAUAAGGCACCAGAAAUAUGGACAGCACGAUUUGAAAUGAUGAAUGGGAGCGAUCAGAUCAUUUUAAUAACGAGAGAUCCCACGGGACAAUUGAGUUGGUCAAGGACUGAUCCAAUGAUAUGGCUGAAUGAGCAAGAAAGGAUACCCAUUGAGAAGAUGUCAACUGGAUACUAUCAACUUAUUAUAGAUAAUGUCAAUAACUCACACAUACUCACAUUUCAUGUAAAUACAACCGAUGAACAUAUUAUUUAUUUUGGUUCUAGAACUACAUUUUAUAAUAUUGCACCCACGGUAAACACAAGGACAGUCAUCGAAGACGUCCGUACCAACGUAAAUAGUCCACCAAGUCAACAAGAACAACAAAAUCAACAGAGAGAAAAGUUCAAUCUGAGAUCAUCAUUCAAAUAUUAUUUAAGUAAUUUAAAAAUUGUAAUGAAAACUCGUUUUCUUAGUGAAGAAGAUUGA
Molecule: messenger RNA, 1680 nt
Organism: Rhizopus microsporus ATCC 52813
Lineage: Eukaryota; Fungi; Mucoromycota; Mucoromycetes; Mucorales; Rhizopodaceae
Exons: 3
Coding region: 1-1680 (559 amino acids)
Source: RefSeq, a predicted model, not a curated record